Messenger RNA from Erinaceus europaeus (western European hedgehog), 5514 nucleotides. It is a transcript of the gene DACH1, whose product is annotated as dachshund family transcription factor 1. The record is from RefSeq and is a predicted model, not a curated record. The transcript has 13 exons. The coding region runs from base 475 to 2781 and encodes 768 amino acids. Lineage: Eukaryota; Metazoa; Chordata; Mammalia; Eulipotyphla; Erinaceidae.
UUUCAGCUCAUUUUCUCUCUGUCAUUCCCCUCUCAAUCUUUGAUCAAUGUACUUGCCUGGGAGAACCCAAGUCCUUCAAACCUCCUCCUUUUCACCUUCAUCCUUAACUUUGUGCUAGAGCGGGACCCACACAACAACAGCCGACCCACCACGCCCCCGCCAACCCCCCCUCCCCAACCAGCCCCCGAUCCCAGCCCCCGGAGAGGACUCGCAUUUCGACUUGCGGGACACUUUUGUGCGUUUCUCUCCAGAGCGCCUCUCGCGCUCGCCCCUCCUGCGCUCGUUCUUUCUUACCCUCACCUCCGUCUCCCCCCUUUCUCCUUUGCUCCUUCUGGCUCCCUCUUAGAGUUAUUGUUGUUGUUGCCCCCCUAGCUCCUUCUCCCCCUUUCCCCCCCCUUCCCUUCCCCGGGGUGUGUGUGUGUGGCAACUUUUUCCCCCCUGGCUUCUCCUUCUCUUUCCCCCUUAUAUGUGACCAUGGCAGUGCCGGCGGCUUUGAUCCCUCCGACCCAGCUGGUCCCCCCUCAACCCCCGAUCUCCACGUCUGCUGCCUCCACCACCUCCACCUCCUCAGCGACCUCGUCUCCGGCUCCCUCCAUCGGGCCCCCGGCGUCCUCAGGGCCAACUCUGUUCCGGCCAGAGCCCAUCGCUUCUGCGGCGGCGGCGGCGGCGGCCACAGUCUCCUCCACUGGCGGCGGCGGCGGCAGCGGAGGCGGCGGCAGCGCAGGCAGCGCGGGCAACGGAGGCGGCGGCGGCGGCGGCGGCGGCGGCGGUGGCGGUAGCAACUGCAACCCCAGCCUGGCGACCACGACCAGCGGCGGCGGCGGCAGCAGCAUUAGUGCUGGCGGCGCCGGCGCCUCCAGCACCCCUAUCAACGCGAGCACCGGCUGCAGCAGCAGCAGCAGCAGCAGCAGUAGUAGCAGCAGCAGCAGUAGCAGCAGUAGCAGCAGCAGCAGCAGCAGCAGCAGCUGCGGCCCCCUCCCCGGGAAACCCGUGUAUUCGACCCCGUCCCCAGUGGAAAACACCCCCCAGAAUAAUGAGUGCAAAAUGGUGGAUCUGAGGGGGGCUAAAGUGGCUUCCUUCACGGUGGAGGGCUGCGAGCUGAUCUGCCUGCCCCAGGCUUUCGACCUGUUCCUGAAGCACUUGGUGGGGGGCUUGCACACGGUCUACACCAAGCUGAAGCGGCUGGAGAUCACGCCGGUGGUGUGCAAUGUGGAACAGGUUCGCAUCCUGAGGGGACUGGGCGCCAUCCAGCCCGGAGUGAACCGCUGCAAACUCAUCUCCAGAAAGGACUUCGAGACCCUCUACAAUGACUGCACCAACGCAAGUUCUAGACCUGGAAGGCCUCCUAAGCGGACUCAGAGUGUCACCUCCCCAGAGAACUCUCAUAUCAUGCCACAUUCUGUGCCCGGCCUCAUGUCUCCUGGGAUAAUCCCACCAACUGGUCUGACAGCAGCAGCUGCAGCUGCUGCGGCUGCUACCAAUGCAGCAAUCGCUGAAGCAAUGAAGGUGAAAAAAAUCAAAUUAGAAGCUAUGAGCAACUAUCAUGCCAGUAAUAACCAGCAUGGAGCAGAUUCUGAAAAUGGGGACAUGAAUUCAAGUGUUGGCAGCAGUGAUGGUUCUUGGGAUAAGGAAACACUGUACUCUUACCCACCCCAGGGAUCUCAGGCUUCUGUUACCCACCCCCGCAUGUCUGGAGCGCAUAGCCUUCCAGUUAGUCAUCCUCUCCACCAUCUUCAGCAGAGUCACCUUCUGCCAAAUGGACUGGAACUUCCUUUUAUGAUGAUGCCCCACCCUCUAAUUCCUGUCAGCCUACCUCCAGCAUCUGUCACUAUGGCAAUGAGCCAGAUGAACCAUCUCAGCACCAUUGCAAAUAUGGCGGCUGCAGCACAAGUGCAGAGCCCGCCAUCCAGAGUUGAGACAUCUGUUAUUAAGGAGCGUGUUCCAGACAGCCCAUCUCCCGCACCCUCUCUGGAGGAGGGUCGAAGGCCUGGCAGUCACCCAUCAUCACAUCGAAGCAGCAGCGUGUCCAGCUCCCCUGCAAGGACUGAGAGCUCUUCUGACAGAAUCCCUGUCCAUCAGAAUGGGCUGUCCAUGAACCAGAUGUUGAUGGGUUUAUCACCAAAUGUACUCCCUGGACCCAAAGAAGGAGAUUUGGCUGGUCAUGACAUGGGUCAUGACUCAAAAAGGAUGCAUAUUGAAAAAGAUGAGACCCCGCUUUCCACACCAACCGCAAGAGACAGCCUUGACAAACUUUCUCUAACUGGACAUGGACAACCACUGCCUCCAGGUUUUCCAUCUCCUUUUCUGUUUCCUGAUGGACUGUCUUCCAUAGAGACCCUUCUGACUAAUAUUCAGGGGCUUUUAAAAGUCGCCAUAGAUAAUGCCAGAGCUCAAGAAAAGCAAGUCCAACUGGAAAAAACAGAGCUGAAGAUGGAUUUUUUAAGGGAAAGAGAACUACGAGAAACACUCGAGAAACAGUUGGCUAUGGAACAGAAGAAUAGAGCCAUAGUUCAAAAGAGGCUAAAGAAAGAAAAGAAGGCAAAGAGAAAAUUACAGGAAGCCCUUGAAUUUGAAACAAAACGGCGUGAGCAAGCAGAACAAACACUAAAACAGGCAGCUUCCACAGAUAAUCUCAGGGUCUUAAAUGACUCUCUGACCCCAGAGAUAGAAGCUGACCGCAGUGGUGGCAGAACAGAUGCUGAAAGGACAAUACAAGAAAAAGCACUGGAUGGGGAGAUUUUAGACCAUAACUUACAUAGUCAGAUGGAAGACUGUAUUUGAAAACUACUGUCAUGUACUGAAUCUCUCCUGUUGAAGAAAUUCAUCUUAUGGUAAAGAAUUUUGCAGUUAGGCAUCGUCAUUGGAAAGUUUGGAAAGAAUAAAAUCCUUUUAAGGGAACUUCCUCAAUUUUGUGUAUUAAUGUCCUUUAAAAGUUUAAGUAUUCUACAAAAAAAAAAGUUUCCUCCAUUGAUUUUCACCCAUGGUUUAUACCAGAGACCUGAGAAUGUCUGUAAAUGUACAAGUAUCAAACAUCUUACAGCUAAUCUCUGCAACUUUGCUGCUGGACCCUUACAUACAGAGUCAAAGGCAAGUCUGAAUAAGACCUAACUUUGUUUUUUAAUGGAAUCAACUAUUUUACUCUUCUGAAAAUUCUGUAUCUGAGCACAUCAAGAGACUCUUGUAGCAAUGGUCAGUCACCCAGAAUUACAGAAUUAUGUCCUCCAAAAACCAGCAAGAGCACGUGGACAUGAACGUGUAGGGGACUCGAGGAUUCCUUUAAAAACAAUCUGAAAAUAAAGAGUGAUAUUCUGUUACACUCAAUUUAAAGCUAUUUGUGGGUUUUCUCCUGAAGAUUUUUGUUCACUUACUUUCCAAAAGACCAACAAAUGGAUGUGGAUAACAAUCCAAUGAAAUAACAUUUUGCAUAUCUGAGUAGAAGCACUGAAUAUAAGUCAAAAGUUUUCACUGAUGGUCUUUUUUUCUUAAAAAAAAAAAAAAGAAAGAAAGGAAAGAAAGAAAGGAAAAAAAUAUAAAAUGAUCGUCUUUUCAUUCCAAACUAGUAAUGACACAUUAAGCUUAAAAUAAUAAUGAUGCUUCUUAAUCAAACUGUUGGUCACAUGUACAGUAUAUAAACAUAAACCAUACACGGAAGGUAUUAUGUAUGCAGUAGUAUAAUAGAAUUUAGGACAAUGAAAAUUUUAGAAAAAUAUGUUUUGUCACCCUGUUGGUCAGAAAGACACCUUUCUGGUUUUAACGCAUGCAGGCAUGUAAAUAUUUGUCUGGAGUCACAGUAUUAAUGAAUGAGAUCUUAAGCAUCUGGUGACAUCAGAACUCUGUGUCAGUCACUUUUAUUUGUAUAUUAAACUCUAAUUAGUGCCCUGGGCUGCACUAUUGAGAAUGGAUUGUGGCUGAACAGUAAAAUAAGAACACCAGAAAUAUUUUUAUAUGUUAAUGUCAUAUUAUGUUAAUGUUGCUGAAAAAAAACCUAACAAACCCUUGAUGUAUCAGUCCAAUGCCAUGUAGCGCUGAGUGAUAAAGUUAAAAUGUGCUGUGCUCCCCACCCUGGUCAGAGGGAAGGGUGGCGCCGUGUUAUUUUCACUGUCUUUUUGAAAGUUACGGUAUGUGUUUUCAAUUUUUGUGCAGAUAACUGGAAGUAAACUGCAAACAAUUCUUACUAUUUGCUGAAGUUACCUUUUUUUGUUUGUUUUUACAUAUCUGAAGUUACACCUUUAAGACUGAUAUUAUGAAUCAGUACAGCUGUGAUGUAUUUUAUGAUUUUGCUGUCAUCAUAAAAUGUUAUGAUCAUUACAUUAUUUAUUACCAUAAACAGCAAAGUCUUAAAUGCCCAAGAAAACUAGCUUAAAAGUGUUUGGGUAUUAAUUAUUUGGUUAAGAAAAAAAAAUAACAUCAUAGAUACUCUGGCACUAAGCUUCUAUAGAUUUUAGGUCUUCUUUGCAAUACUGGAACAUACUUCUUUUGUGUAGCUCAUUAUUAACCAGCUAAGUCCUUUUAUUUUCCAUACAAGAUAAAGGUUAUAUAUACAGUUCCUACUUUAGCUUGCUUAAAAGGGAGCAAUAUUUUUAUUUAAAAAUGUUGUUAGUAAAUGCUUUGUAGAAAUUUGGUUUUCAACGUAUAGUUCUUCCAUGAUAUCUUGUUGUUUGAGCACAAAAGAGUCUAUGCCUGGUUGUAUGCAUUUCUUGUUUGUUUUUCUUCUGUAUGCAGUCUUUAAAGGAUUACAACCCUUAUAAUUGGAGGAACUUGUGGCAAGCUUUUAAAUCAUACAUUUUCUGAAAGAUUUUUUAAAAAGCCUACAAUUUGCGUAUGUAGUAGAAUCAACCAUUGCUCUGCUCCUUGCAUAGAGUCAACUAUUAAGUAGGUUAAAUAGUUCUUUGAAACAUACUUUCAAGACCUUUGAGAAUGCUUUAGUGUUUGGUUCAUUAAAAAAGGAAAUUUUAGGAAGGGUAAAAGAAAAAAAAAUCAGCUAUAUGUUGAGAGAACCUUACUAACAUGUUGUAAAUAUUACAGUUUAUACAAUGUUAUUUUAAGUCUGUAACUUAAGUUUUUCACAUUUUUAGUUAUACAGGCUGGUUUGAAAUUUGGUGUUUCUUUUUUUUUUUUCUUGAAUAACAAGUAAAAUUCUGCUCAUUUUAUGGUUUCCAUGCUUUUGUAAUUCUAAAACUAUUAAUGUCUAGUUGUUACUAUAUUAUAACCACAUUUGCGCUCUAUGCAAGCCCUUGGAACAGAACAUACUCAUCUUCAUGUAGGACCUAUGAAAAUUGUCUAUUUUUAUCUAUAUAUUUAAAGUUUUCUAAAAAUGAUAAAAGGUUAUUACGAAUUUUGUUGUACAAAAUCUGUACAAAAAUCUGUUUUUACAUCAUAAUGCAAGAAUUGGAAAUUUUUCUAUGGUAGCCUAGUUCUUUGAGCCUGGUUUCAAUGUGAGAACCACAUUUACUGUUAUUGUAUUUAAUUUUCUUUUUCUUUUCAACAAUCUCCUAAUAAAACUGUCUGAAAUCU